UGUAUUGUUUAACUUUCGUGUGUUCAGGCGUGUUCUGUCGUUCUGUGUGAAUAUGAAGUUUACUGAAGAGCAAACUUGUAAACUCAUGGAGUUGUACCAUGAAUAUGACUGCCUGUGGAAUCUCGGUACUAUUCAUUAUAGAAAUCGAAACAAAAGACAAGCCGCAGAGGUGGAAAUCGUACAAAGGUUGGGAAUUGCUGGCUUUGGAGUUAACGAGCUGAAGCAGAAAAUAAAAAACCUCAGAUGCACUUACAACCAAGAGUGCAUUGAAAUACAGAAGUCGAAGAAAUAUGGAUCGGGCUCUACUGAAGUUUAUGUACCUAACCUAAAAUGGUUCCCUGUAAUGGAUAACAUAAUUAAAAGUGCAAAAGGAAAUAAAAAAACUGAAGACUCUGUGGAAUCUGUUAUACAGAAGACCCAAAACAUAGAGGAAAAAGAGCUUGAGCCAAUUAUCGAUGACCCUGAUUCCAAUUUGGAGUCAACAACUCAAACACAGGCACAGCCCAUCCGGGAUAUAUUUUCCGUCAAGAGAUCGGCAUCAGAAAAGGCCAAAGAAAAGAUUAAGAAGAGAAAGAUUGAACAUUUAGCUGAUGCAGUACAGAAUCUCCGUCAUGUCACCGAAUCUGUAUAUGAAAACGAAAACAAUACAAAUGAACAUGACGCAUUUGGCAACUUUGUUGCAGCUAGCCUAAAAGUAUUACCAACGGCAAAAGCAUUGCUAGCUCAAAGUGAAAUCCAGGGUAUUUUAAUGAAACACAGAUUAAGUAUUAUCUCUCAAGAGAACACAUGGACUCAGUCAACGAUAGUCGCCCUUCAACAGCCUCUGAUUUGGUGUUUAUCGACCAAGGAGGUAUCCCUCAGGAAGUAA
Homalodisca vitripennis (glassy-winged sharpshooter) is the source of this 868-nucleotide messenger RNA. RefSeq lists its product as uncharacterized. Bases 53 to 868 code for a protein of 271 amino acids. The record is from RefSeq and is a predicted model, not a curated record. Lineage: Eukaryota; Metazoa; Arthropoda; Insecta; Hemiptera; Cicadellidae. The transcript is spliced from 2 exons.